Molecule: messenger RNA, 3501 nt
Organism: Botrytis deweyae
Lineage: Eukaryota; Fungi; Ascomycota; Leotiomycetes; Helotiales; Sclerotiniaceae
Exons: 2
Coding region: 1-3501 (1166 amino acids)
Biological process (GO): positive regulation of transcription by RNA polymerase II
Molecular function (GO): DNA-binding transcription factor activity, RNA polymerase II-specific; sequence-specific DNA binding
Source: RefSeq, a predicted model, not a curated record
AUGGCGCCGUUCUUUUCACCAAGAAAACCGAAAGCACCUAGUCGUAUCGAUACAGAGCAGCGGGCUACCAACUCGCACUACUACACAGCUUUCAAAGUCGUCCUAAAAAUCACCGUUAUUACUCUCGUUAUUUGCAUUGCUUUCUUACCAACAGUAGCACUUCGUAACAAACACGGACAUCAUUCUGACGAGGUUCUUGUUAAAAAUCCGGAACAUCCUGCCAAGUUUGAUGUCUCGACUGAACUUGAACGCCAAGUUACUCAUGUUCCACUUCGCUUUGUGAAGUCUGCGAAGUUACUUGUUCAACAAUUACGAAUUCGUGACUCGACAUUAGGAAAGUUGACGGAUAUUUCUGCUAGCAAACAAGUCGAAAGAUCUGAGGACGUCACUGAUGCUACUACUGAUGGUAUUCAAUAUGGAGAUGAUUCACUUGGUGGCUCAAAGCACCAAGCCAAGUCCGAAAUUGAACGAUUACAGCAUUGUUCUCCAGAGAUCAAAAGCAAGAACGGAGGGAAAUGUAUCAGACAAUUGCCUCUUCUCAUCAGAGACGACGACCGUGUAAUUUCAAGGCGUUGUUCUUGGCAGGAGCGACGCAAGUACGGCGGAAGGUGUGUCUCUCAUGAGUGGCAACCCACACCUCGCUCCUGGGUCGUGAAUGAGAAUACUGCUCUUUCCUCAGUCCACACGCUCAUGCCCACUUCUACUCAUCUGCCUGAGGUCAUCAACACUUGUUCCUACGAUAGUGGGGCCAAGAACGAUGGAAGAUGCCCCAAAGGAUUAGUAAAUGGUCUCGAGCCAGCAGAGAACAAACCAAUUUCUAUUUUGGUUAGGCCACCACCUUUCGAUCCCAAUAGGAAACAGCAAUCACGGGGAGCAGCAGUAGACGAGGAGACCAGUGUCAACUAUAGACCCUAUAAGGCAGAUUGGUGUAGACACGGUUGGGUCCGUACCACUGAUGGUUGGUGUAUCUAUCGGGGUAGCUUUGAACACCAGACGAUCAGACCGGAAAUUUUCAAUGAUCCAGCCGCUUCUAAAAGAUUGGUAUCUUCAGAAAAACAGCGUCGUGAAGCGAAAACAAAUGGACCAACUAAACUUGAACCCAGACCCUUUCAGGCUGCAUCAUGUCCAGAGUUUUGGGUCCAGACCAAUGACGGUUGGUGUUACUAUCGGGGCUCAUCGAGUAAGCCGUUGGGAUUUUGGGGACCCGAUACAAAGAAGUCAUUAUCUUCAGGGCAAAAACGUCGCAAUGAUGGUGUGAGCAACGAGGCCAAAGAAAUUAACACUGUCCAGGACGACUCAUUUCAUUGGAUCAUAAACGAUGACGGUGUCUGUGUUCCCGAAAGCACAAUAUGGGCUGAAGAUGAAGAUCCAGGAUUCUAUUCGGGAAUUCAUUCGCCAUUUGACUCAGGGCUUGAUACAGUCGAGUCCAUAAAUUCAGGUAUUCCAGAAGACUGCAUGGGUGCAGCCUUUCCUGCUUCUUCGUGCCCAUCUCCUUGGAAGUACGAUGAUGGCUGGUGCAUGUGGCUUGGUGAUGGUAUCGAUCCCGAUUGGAGGAGAUCAUUUCUAGAGACUGUUGGGCUAAACUUUCAACGUCGUAAUAAAGCUGAAGGCCAGAAGACACAGGUUCUUUCUUCACUGACUAGUAACGGGCUUUCAUCUAACAUAGAACAUAAACUUUCUGUUACAACAUCGUCGCCAAAGCAUCCUGCGACUACCACUACUACACAUACUUCUAGUUCCAACUCUAUCUCUACCUCCAUCUCUCCUACUAACACUCACCCUUCCGCCACAGUUGGAAAGUGUGACCCCCCUUGGAUUCGUACUAUGGAUGGUCGGUGCUUCUUUGAUCCCAAUUAUGAACGCAAGCAUCCUCAUGAUCCAUUGUCCCGGCCUCGAAAGACAAUCCGGCAACGACGCGGUGAAUCUAUAAGCGAAGAGCGUGAAGAGCGUGAUGUUGCUCCAAGUUGGCAAGCUGAUUCAUGUGAGCCGCCCUGGGUUCGUACUAAUGAUGGGUUAUGUAUAUAUAGACCAGACUACAAGCAAGGAACACAUGCCUCUCUGCCCAACAAUACAGAACAAUUCAAUAUCACGAAUCAAUCCAAUGACACACCACAACCCAGUGUAACGGAAAAACCAGAUCAAUCAACUGCUACAGCACAACCAACUCCCAUGGAGACAGUAACUCGCAUCCGCCACUGCAUCAAUGACUUACGAGGAAAUCUUCAAUGCUUUGAUGAGUCGCCUGGACCUUUGCCUACAUCUACACGAGUUUCGUCAGCCCGUCAUCGUCGAGGCCUUUGGCCCGCAGAUUGGGUACCACAAACACCAAGCGACUGUGAUCGUUUUCUCGGAAACACAUUUAAGCACUACCAGUGUCUCCAAUCGGUUAAACACAAAAAUGUCGGAUUAAAACUCAUCAUGGCUUUCCUACUUCUAGCUGGAUUUGGUUCUCUUGUAUUCCUCAUCAUCACUUGUGUUAAUCGAGCUGCAUGUCCGAAAGCUCAGCCGUUCAGACAAAUGAGCGGGACUGUCGAUGCAAAUGGUAUGACUCAACAUUCAACACCUUUGUGCAACAAUUAUCCUUGGAAUAACAAAAAAGAUUCAACAAAUGUAAUGGACGGAGAUCGAUGGGCUAGGGGUCCGCCUGCUUACGAUCCCUUGAGACAAUUAAGUCCAGAGCAUUCGGGUAGUCUAGUUGCUUGUACCAGGGAAAAUAAUUGCGCAAGUGGUAGUUCGGAUUCGAAUCAGAGUUGGGUUAGAAAAUUGUGUAAUAAAUGUUUCAAGAGUCGAACCAAUUCGUCGGCCUCAGAUAGAGAAGCACAGGCUGGAAAUGUGGGGAACGGGUUGAGGAAAAAUAAUCAUAGGAUUGAUACGCUGAGAUUGCCAAGUGCAAAGCUGGCGACGGUAAGGAGGGCAAGUGGAUUACCGAGUGACGAGAAUGGAGAUGUGUUCGUGGGUGGAAGUACGGAGACGGUGGUGAUUGGAAGUGUAGGGAAGGGGUCGGGGAGUGCGGUGGGUAUGAGAGGUUCGGAUAGUGGUUCUGCUGAUGUUGCAGCUGAUGUUGCAGCUGAUGUUGCAGCUGCUGGUGCGGGUGGUUUGAUGAAAUUGGGAAAUCUUAGUGGUGAUACGCUUGUGGAGCCAGAACCGGCGAUGUUAGAGUGUAGGAGUGGCAAGGAUGGAAAGGAUGGAAGGGAUAUCGGAAUUGUGGAGAUGGGAGGUGGCUUAAAGACGGGAAAUGGCAAUGCGAAGAAGGUGGAGUUUGGGGGAGGAGAGGAAUUUGAAGAGGUGCGUGGUUGGAGGGAUGUUCAGAGGGUUGAACCGUUGAAGGUUGAGAAGGUUGAUAAGGAGAAUGUGAAUGUGAAGAAGAUGGGAGAGGGUGAGAGAAAGGGUGAUGAGGUGGAGAUGAUGUUGAUGACGGUUGAGGAGGAGGAGAAUGAUGAGAAUGAGAGAAGAGGCGAAUUUGAGAGGAGGUCUAGUAUUGUUUGUGUUAGUGGAUGUUAG